Molecule: messenger RNA, 243 nt
Organism: Didymodactylos carnosus
Lineage: Eukaryota; Metazoa; Rotifera; Eurotatoria; Philodinida; Philodinidae
Source: the annotation of a GenBank genome assembly
AUGUUAGCGAACGAGAGCAUGAACUGCAUGCGACGGAUGGUGAUACUACAAAGUGAAAUGACAGUAGGAUUAGUUGUAAAUGAGGCAGAAUUAGGCGAUACUGAGGCAUUUUUAAUAAUUGAUGAUUGUGGAGUAGAAGCUAAUGGUAAUAGAAUAUUUGAUGCUAAUGGUUUGGGCGUUAACAGACUACUUAGUAAAUAUAUGGAUUUCGUACCACUUUUUCAAUCAUUGUAUUCUCGUUAA